AUGCACGUGGCACGAUGCAUCCUCAACCCCGCCAACCAAUCGGAGGACAUACUUGGUGGGAAUGCCGAAUGGACUAGGAUAUUUAAGGCCUUCAUCUCCAACCAUGCGAAGUUCCUGAGCAGCAGCCGUCGGAAGGAGGGGGAUGAUGAGUGCGACUACUUGCUCACCUUGGGGGACCAGUUGAGGUCUUCCCUUGAUCUCAAAGGGAGUUUUGGGAUGGCUGACGCUAUUGCACAGAGGGAGAAGGUAAAGGCGGGCACUUACAGCAUGGUUACAUGGAACAGGGCAGAUGCGCCCCAGCUGACGGCGCUCGCCGUAAGGGUUCUCUCGCAACCCGUCUCAGCUUCUCCUUGUGAGCGUGGUUGGGCAGGGUGGGAAUCAGUCCACACUGCCCGCCGGAACCAUGUUGAAUCCGCCAAAUGCACGGAUUUGGUGUACGUUGCACACAACUGGAACGUUGUGCGCAACUGGCACACGCGUGAUGAUGUGAUGCCCUCAAUCGUUCGCGGGAAUGAGGUGGAGCCGCCCAUCCCCGCUGGCUACAAGGUCGCGGAUGAGAUGGAGGAAGGUGAUGACGAAGUCUUGGCGGACGAGUUUGAGAAGCAACUCUCAUCCAACCUUCUCCCGUCACUUGCCCCUCCCCCCUUCAGCGAAAUCUCUCACAACUACCUUACCGGCCGCGCACUGAAGCCUCUAGCUGCGCGCACCCUGGAUCUCUCCAGCAACUUCCUCUCGGGCCCUCUGCCCAACGGGGCAUGCCAACCUCUUUCUUUUGAUGCCAACUGCUUCACGCUGCCACUGGGCUCUGCCUUGGUGCCGCAGCGGCAGGAGGCAGCAUGCAAUGCAUUCUGUGGCGUCUCUUCUGUAGCUGGUGGUGCUGCUGCGUGUGGUGGACAUGGGGUGUGCUAUCCACAGGGGCCUAGCUUGGCACCCACAUGUCUGUGUGAUGCAGGAUUCGUGCGAUCUAGAGACAUCGGCUGUGUUGCUCAAGGCCAAAACAGGAGUUACUCUAGCAGCCAGCUGAUUCUCCCACCAGCUUCUGCGCUCACCAAAGGGACACAGCGGGAGACGAGGGGGAGCUUCACGGCAGCGCCAGUGACGCUGUUUGUGUAUGAGGCAGGGCAGGCGCUGUCAGGGUGUGGGCUGCAACUCGCCUUCCAUGCCAACUUCAGCUUCUCCCUCUUUCCUCAAUCCGGUCGCGUUGGCUUCAACGGCUUUGCCUUUGUUGUCUCGGCAACCGACCGGGUGGGGAGAGGCACCGGUGUGGGGUAUGGGGGAAUGGACAAGCGGAGUGUGGCAGUUGAGUUUGACACUCGUCACACGUACUCCAGAAAAGGUACGACCUAUGGCCUGCAGCUAUUAACAAACACGUACAUGCCAGCAUGGGCCAGCCCCUUCCCGCGCUACGUGAGUGCGGACUACCGAGUGGCGCCCAGCAAGCAGGACUCGUGGGUUGUCAGCGACUUCCACUCCUGGGACUCCGUGCCCUUUCUCGGCUGGCCCGUCAAGGACCAGAAGGACUGCAAUGCUUGCUGGGCGUUUGCGCUGGUGGCGAGUGUGGAAGCGGCAUACGGCAUUGCAACGAAUGGAGAGGCGCCGCAGCUGUCAGUAGAGUCGCUCUUUGCAGCCAUGGGGCUCACUUCCAAGGUUGACAAGUGCAGCACGGGGGGCUCCCCCAACGAGGCAUUGGAAACUCUUCUCACGCUGCCCAAUGGCGGAAUCACAGAGGCUGGCGCACCUGUGAGUAGUGUGGUGCAAGAGCAGAAGACCUUCAAGUACCAGGAUCCUUGCUGCUACACCGGCAGACUGAACCACGUUGUACUCGUUGUUAGCUACUUCGUCUUCAGAAAUGACGGCAGCCAAAAUCGCAUUGCACCCCCAUUUUGGAUUAUCCGCAACUCGUGGGGAGUGGAGUGGGGUGACAGAGGCCACAUGCGUAUGGACAUUCAGGGAGGUGAUGGCGUGUGUGGCAUCAACGUGCUGCCUGGCAUCUACCCCAUUGUCAAGAUGGACGUGUGUGGGUCUGACUUGAAGAGCCCCUGCUAUGUGGGCACAUGCAUCAACGACGGCAAGGGCUCCUACUCUUGCAUCUGCCCUCCCAACUACGUUGAAAGCACAAUCAUUGACAGCUUCCCCACCUGCGACCCUGGUGCUGCUCUUUGGCCUUCCAACACCACGGCCAGCACCUUGGCAGUGAGUGGAAGCAAUUGGUCGUGCUCUGAUGUCCUCCCUCUUGUGGGCCUCUCACUUGCACAAUUCACGCAGAAUAAUCCGAGCGACACAUGCUGGUCCAUCAGCACGCAGCUGGGCCUCACCAACAGCAACCUCACUGCUCUCAAUCCUGGGCUCGACUGCUUUGAGCCCAUCAAGGCGAGUCGCUCUCUGUGUGUCGAACGCAAUGCCACCUUCGCUUUCACGGUCCCUCAGUGCUCGCAAUACGGCAUGCUCACACCACAGGACACCUGCGAGCGCCUGCUGCGGCAGGUGGCGGGGAGUGAGGGCGACCCAACAGGGGCAGGGGAGGUGAAUGCCAUGCGCUGGGCUGAGCUGUACCGCAACAAUUCCGGCCUCAUCUGCUCCGAUGUCAUCCCGAUCACCGCCUCUGCUGUUGGAAGCAACACCGGCGUGCAGGUGAGUGGUGGAGGGUAG
This is a messenger RNA of Closterium sp. NIES-65, 2649 nucleotides long. Lineage: Eukaryota; Viridiplantae; Streptophyta; Zygnematophyceae; Desmidiales; Closteriaceae. The record is from the annotation of a GenBank genome assembly.